GCCAUGCUCUCCCGGCUUUUGUGCUCCCACACGCGAUUCGGUACGCCCAGCGCUGCCUAAAAGCCAUUAAUAGAGGCACCCCGCCGUCGUGGGGCUGCCCGUAACGAUCAGCACGAUGGGGCAGCGAUGAUCAUUGGCCUCAGAUGCGAGCUGGAGGGCCGGCGGCCGCCAGUCACGUUCUCGGACGACGCCUCCGUCGGGACCAUGAGCACGCUCGGAUCGCCCUACCGGCGGGCGACGGUCACCAUUUCGGAUGACGCGAGCGUGGGCUCCUACUCGACGUGGUCGACGUGGGGCAGCCCACCGGCGCUGUCCGAGGAGGAGCUGGCGGCCCGGCGAGCGGCGCGGCAGCGGCGGCGCGCCGCGCACGCCGUCGCGCAGCAGCUCGACUUCAUGUACCAAGAAAGGGAAGCGUACCGCCGCGACGCGCCGCUGCGGCGCAAGCGCGCGCUGGCGAGGAAGGGUCCUGGCGACUUUGGAUUAAAAGUGCCGGAGCUCGCGCCGCGGCCCGUGACGCCCGUUUUACCCGUUGGCAACACUAUGACGGGUCUGACCACCAAGGGGCGCAAAAAGAAUGCACAACUCGAGCUCAAAGCCGCCGCGGCGUUUCUGGAGAGAGGCGGCAAGGCCGAGGCCGUCGCGCGGGCCGCCGCCAAGUUCAAGAAAGUGGGCAAGCUCCGCACCGUGAGCCGCGGAUCGCGCACGCGCGCCCCGCGGCUCACGAACAUGAGGCGGGAACUUCCGGAGCCGGCGCCGCAGCCCGAGCCCGCUCCCCUCUUAGAUUCGCGGCGCCUCGAACGGCGCUUAAAACGCGACGUCGCCAACUUGCACAAAGCGAAGCCGAGCCCGACGCAUCUCAAGGCGAAGCGUGGUCGCGCCCACGCGCUGCGGCUGCGACGGCGCCUCAAGGCGGCGCUCGGCGACGCCGUGCUCGUGUCCGGCGGUGGAGAUGCGAAUCUAAGGCGAGAACGGGCGUUCCUCGACGCGCUGUCGCCGACGGGCAUCGCCAAUGAUCAACAGCGCAUGGCCGCCGGUGACUUCCGCGACGCCCUCGCGAAGCGACUGGAUUACCGCAUCGACCACGGCGCGGCGAGCGACCUGGCCGCGUUCUUCGGCGGGCACGACGUGCGUUUGCCCGACGUGCCGGGCGGGUUGCAACGGGCGGCGCGCCUGGACGCAGAGAAAUUCUGCGGUGCGAUCGUCCGCGGCGUCGCGCGUCGCGCGUCGAUCGAGGCCGUAGCGCGGGAGGAAGAGUUGGAGGCAGCAACUGCGCGACACCUGGAGUGGCGGGCGGCGAACAAAAGAAAGCGGAAGGAGCGCCGGCGCCGCCGGAAGUUCGACGCGAGUGCCACCCUCAGCGACCUGCGGGCGGCCGAGGCCAUGGUCACUCGCGGCGACGAAGACAUGCGGAUAACUCGGAAACUCGGCAAGGCCAUCGCGGCGCGCUUGGAUCCCUCCCACCCGCGGCAGGUGCGCACGGCAAAGCUCCUCGCGCCGCCCGACCCGCGCCGGGGCGGCAUCUUGCACGACGCGCCGAGCCCCUUCCUGACGAGCGCGUCGGCGCCGUGGGAGUACAAGGACUUCGCCGACUUGCCCGAAGCUGAUCAGCGGAUAUUAGCCGGGUUGAUAAGUACAUAGCACAC
This is a messenger RNA of Pelagomonas calceolata, 1643 nucleotides long. The record is from the annotation of a GenBank genome assembly. Lineage: Eukaryota; Pelagophyceae; Pelagomonadales; Pelagomonadaceae.